GUGCAGGAAGGAUUGGUUUCAAUAUUAAAUGGAAUGACUUAUUCGGAUUUGAACCAAGGACUCCUAACUCCAUGACUUUUUCUGUGUCACCUGGUGCUGUUGGUACCACACCCCUAUGCCACACGCGUGCGAAGAAGAGCGAAGGACGGACGGGCACAUCGCAAGCGCAGAAAAACUCCCGGAACUUGACGUCACAACCUUGGCAGACGACCGGCCGCCAGCAGUGCGCUCUGCGUCCUCCAGAGCGAACUACAGGCAGUGUCCUCGGCCGUCACCUGGGACACGCGAGACUCGCACGCGACCGCAGGAGGCGCGUUCCGACGAUGAGGCUCCUGCUGGCGCUCCUGGUGGCGACGGUGCUGCUGCAGCAGGCCGCGGUGGUCGUCGCCGACAUCUACACGCAGUACUGCCACGGCCACCGGCGGUGCAGCCUGUACUACGAGUGCAACGGCUUCGUGUGCGUGCGCAAGUUCCCCUGGAGGCUGCGACGCUGAGAGCGAAAGGACUUCAAGAAAAUGCUGCAAAAUGGAGGAUCCAUUACUAUCUGUAAGGAGAAAAAAACAAACUAUUGUUUCCCGAUAAAGUUUAAAGAAAUAGCUUUGUUUUUAUUUUUUCCCUUAUACUUAGAACAACUUUCCAACCGAUACAAUCGAAAAAAAGAAGGCAAUAAUGUAGCGUCUAGACUAAUGGUAAAAUUAUAUCUAUGGCAUCUUUUGAGUUCCGAAUUUUAAAUAACUAUCAUUACGGCAGAAUAAAAUCAAAGUCUUAGAGGGUAGUUAUUUGCUGUGCUUCCCGUUUAUAAAGUUAAACUUAUUUGCUAAGAGGGUAACAAUUUUCGACCGUUGCAAAAAUUUCGAUCGCAUGAGGGUAAAUAGCUAGUUAUGUGGUGGGGGAGCUGGGGGAGGAGGGGAAUAGUUCAGUACGUGGUUGGGAGAACUGAUAAAGGAGGCGGUAGGGAAAUGUAGAAAUGACACAGCAUACUUGCGCACUUGCACUCAUGCUCUCUUGCACUCUUACUCUCUAGCACUCUUGCUCUCUUGCUCACUUUCAUUUGCGCGGUUGUUUAUUGGGGAUGGACGUCACGCUAUCCCCACUCCGGGGCCGUUGGCGCGGGCGGUGAUCGCUGGAGCAGCCUUGAGCGGGCUCCACGUGGCGGCGUGCGGCUCAGGGUGGACCCCGCCAUGCUGCAGAGACAGGCGGGUCACGGCGACAUUUGGAAGCUUGGGCUGUUCUGUGACUGGAGAUGAAGAUGAAGCUUGCAACUGUACAGAAACUAUCGAAGAUGAAAAUAUUAGUCAACAAGUAGUGUCUGUCAAUGAACCAAAAAUAUCGCAAGACGAAAUAGUAGGGAAUUCGCAGAUAACGCUAAAACCUUGAAAACAUUUCUCCUAGUCCUAUUCAUACAAUCACUCCUUAUCCUCUCCACACCUUCUUCAUCAUCCAAAUCUGAUAGCUAUCCCACACUAAAGAAUCAACACCCUAAAAGAAAGCGUUCCAUUGACUCGUCAAUUCAAAACACGGUCAAAAUUAUAGAAUAUAAUAGUCGCCUUCGCUGGCAGAAUCUUUCCACGUCCCCUGUACCUACCAAAAGCGUAAGUUAUCCACAUGAUGAGACAGAUAUGUAUUUCUUAAGUUUGGCUUUGACUGUUAAACAAUUGAGUCGUGAGGAACAGGCUAGAGCAUAAAUGGAAAUUGGUAAUGUUGUAUUUCAGGCGGAAUUGCGUGAUAUACAACGUUCCAUAACAAGCACUAGUCCCCAAACUUAUUUCACUCCUGUUUAAAACCAUAUUUUCUUACAGAAAAUCUAGAUGAUGUCUCUUUCUGAACAUGACAUUGUUCCCAAUACCUUUCCUAGAGCAGAGAACUACAGUUCAGAAUAAGGUAUAGCUCAGACGGACAUGAAUUAUUUAAUUAAAAACAAGUGUAAGUGUAAAAAUUGUGUCACUUUGUGUCUUAACAUAUUACAAUUUUCAAUAAAUAAUUUUUUAACUAA
Molecule: messenger RNA, 1993 nt
Organism: Bacillus rossius redtenbacheri
Lineage: Eukaryota; Metazoa; Arthropoda; Insecta; Phasmatodea; Bacillidae
Exons: 6
Coding region: 72-494 (140 amino acids)
Source: RefSeq, a predicted model, not a curated record